CAUAUUGCGCCAAAGUUGAGGGGGCCGAGUGCAAAACCACCCGACGCGACGCGAGGCUUCCACUCCGCCACCGCCACCGCCACCGCCGCGCCUCCCCUCCCCGCCGGCGACGGCUGCCAUCCCACCGGCCACCGGGAGCAGGAAGCCAGGAACCCCACCGCACCAGCAGCUUACGCCGCAACCAGCCCAUGGGCAGCAUCGGCGGCGACGAGGCGGCGGUGCUGCGGGCGGAGGAGUCGGCGUCGGGGGGCGUCGACGUGUGGAGCGACGCCGUCUCCUCCCACGACCCCGACCACCUCCUCGUCAUGGUCCACGGCAUCCUCGGCAGUAAUGCUGACUGGCAAUAUGCGGCUAACGAAUUUGUAAAGCAACUUCCUGAUGAUGUAAUCGUGCACUGCAGUGAGAAAAACAUUAAUACCUUGACUCUAGAAGGUGUAGAUGUUAUGGGGGAACGUUUAGCAGAUGAGGUGAUCGAUGUAAUCAUUCGAAAGCCAGAACUCACUAAGAUUUCCUUUCUUGCACACUCUGUUGGAGGAUUAGCAGCAAGAUAUGCAAUUGCAAAGCUUUAUAGACAUCCAAGUGACACAUCCAAGAGUGAAACGAAAGGAACCAUCGGCGGGUUGGAAGCAAUGAACUUUAUAACCGUAGCAACACCUCACCUUGGGUCUCGAGGGAACAAUCAGGUUCCCCUUCUCUUUGGGUCCAUUGCAAUGGAAAAUUUUGCUUCUCGUGUGGUCCAUUGGAUAUUUAGGAGAACUGGGAAACAUCUUUUUCUCACUGAUGAUGAUGAGGGAGAACCACCAUUAUUGCAGCGCAUGGCUGAAGAUUAUGGUGAUCUUUAUUUCAUAUCUGCUUUGCAUGCAUUUAGACGACGAGUGGCUUAUGCAAAUGCCGACUGCGAUCACAUUGUUGGCUGGAGAACAUCGUCUAUCAGAAGAAAGACUGAGCUGCCUAAGUGGGAGGAAUCGAUAUCUGAAAAGUACCCCCACAUUGUACAUGAGGAAUACUCAGAAGAACUCGGUGAUGAAACAUGUCAAAAUUCGGCAACAGUUUGUGAUUCAGACAUAUUGGAAGAAAAAAUGGUGACAGGACUUCGACGAGUAUCAUGGGAAAAAGUAGAUGUUAGCUUCCAUACCAGCAUGCAGAGAUUUGCUGCACACAGCAUAAUCCAGGUCAAGUACCAGUUUAUGAACGAAGGCGCGGAUGUCAUACAGCACAUAAUAGACCACUUCCAAGUCUGAUAGUUCCUCACUCUUGGAAACAUGGAGCAGAGCUGCAGAUGGUUUUCCACUCUACUUACAGAAAAUUAGAAUCCAGAUUUGCUUUGUUGUACACCAAAAUCUCCCAGAGCUGUACAUAAGAGGAAUAUCAUAGAAAAAAACAAAAAUCUUAUAAGACUCUUUCAGAGAAUGGCCACUGUUGACCUGACAAUGUUCAUUUCCCCCAGAGAACUUCUCAUGUGGAAUGUAACAACAUUGCAUGAGAUAUACGUCAGGCACCCUUUGAAAACGUAACACCAUUGCUGUGUGAAAUGUACUGUCUUUAUAUGUGAAA
This is a messenger RNA of Oryza sativa Japonica Group (Japanese rice), 1554 nucleotides long. Its product is annotated as lipid droplet phospholipase 1. The record is from RefSeq and is a predicted model, not a curated record. NCBI's taxonomy places the organism in Eukaryota, Viridiplantae, Streptophyta, Magnoliopsida, Poales, Poaceae.